AUGCUGUCCCGCGUGUCGGGCCUUCGGUGGGCCGCCGGAUCCCGUGUCGCCGCCGCCGCUGCUGCCGCCUGCGUGGCAGCGCUGUGUUUGUUGAUGUGCGGGGCGGGGGCCCGGGCUGCGGCGGCGGCGGACUGGCCACGGGGUGAUACGGACGCCGACGGUAGCUUCAUGCUCAGCCCAGAUGCCGAGGCCGACUUCGUGGUGCCGGCCGACUUCGAGGUGCGCGACCUGACCCGCGAGUCGUACCGCAUCCCCGGAGAGCCGCCGCGGUACCUGAUCCUGGCGAGCCGGGUGGUGCGUCCCGGCCACCCGUACCGUCUCUCCGUGGACGUGUUGCGCUCCCGGCUGCCGAUCAUCGUGCGCGCCGUGCUGUACCGCGACUCGGUGCGGCUCAGCCAGCUGCAGCGGGCCUGCACGGCCGACCAGAUGGAGCUCUUCGAGAUAGCGGUCCCGGCCAACAGCGGUCCCGGCGAGUACAGUCUGCUGAUGGAGGGGAACGAGCAGGACCAGCUGGAGGGCUCCAUGUUCCGGAACCGGACCGACCUGCGCUUCGAGGCCCGUUCGCUGACGAUGCUGGUGCAGAUGGACAGCCCCGUCUACCGGCAGCUGCAGACGGUGCGGUUCCGUGUGGUGCUGCUGGGCACAGACCUCAAGUCGUUCAAGUCGUCUGCGGACAUAUACCUGCUGGACCCGCACGGUGUCGUCAUGAAGCGAUGGAUGUCGCGCCAGUCCAACACUGGCCUGGUGUCCGCUGAGUACCCGCUGGGCGAGCGACCCGUGGCCGGCACGUGGACCGUGCGCGUCACGGCGCGCGGCCAGACCGAAGAGCAGCCCUUCUUCGUCCAGCUCUACCUGCCGCCCAGGUUUGAGGUGCUGGUGGAGACGCCGCCGAUCCUGCGUACCUCCCAGUUGGACCUGCCGGUGGUCGUGUCGGCCAACUACACGGGCGGCGGCGGCGCCGUGUCUGGUCAGCUGACCCUGCUGGCCGAGGCGGCGCCCCUGCUCCGGCGGCCGGGCUGGCACGCCAAGCAGGUCGUCCUCCAGACGCCCGUCGCGUUCUCUGGCCGCCACGAAAUCCGGGUGCCGGUGGCGCGGCUGAGGUCACUGCUGCAGCCGCUGGACGGCUCCGAGGUCAAGGUCACCGCCCAAGUCGUAGACAACGCGCUCAAGGUCACCGGUCAAGGUCACAGCGCGACGCGGGUGUAUGGGGACACGAUCCACCUCAAGUUCCUGGGCGGCGUAAGCCAGGUGUUCAAGCCGCACAUGCCGUUCCGAACACACCUGGUGGCCUACAUGACGGACGGGUCUCGUCUCAGCGCCGGACGGCUGUUCGAGCACCGGCUGGACGUGCAGCCGGAGUUGGUGCUCAGGAACGGCAAGCGGUACAUGCUGUCGAAGCGGCGUGCCCAGAUGUCACCCAACCACCCGGGCGUGUGGGAGGUGGAGGUGACCCUCUCGGAGGAGCGCGACUUCAGUCAGCUGCUGGACCAGGUUCGCUACCUGUGCCUGGCCGCCUCCCUCAAGGACUACUUCGGCAAGAUGGCUCGCGCCGAGGCGGUGGCGGUGGCGCUCCAUACGCCCUCCAACCUCCACCUCCAUCUGGCCACCUCCACGCACUUCCCCAAGGUCGGCGAGUUCCUGGUGCUUCACGUGCGCUGCAACUUCUACAUCGAGAACUUCCGUUAUGUGGUGCUUUCCAAGGGCAUCCUGCUGGAUCACGGGCUGGUGAAUAUGGAGGUGCCGCUGCACACGUUUCCCGUGGCCGUGACGCCCGAGAUGGCGCCCGUGGCCACGAUCCUGAUCUACCACCUGACGUGGUAUGGCCAGGUGAUCUCAGACACGCUGCGCUUCCCCGUGUCCGGUCUCUCCCGCAACAAUUUCACGAUCUCGGUGGGGCGCACCAACCACCCAUACCGGCCCCGGUAUGAGGUGGAGGUGGCGGUGAAGGGCCGCCAGGGCUCCACCGUCGGUCUGGCCGCCUUCCAGUCAGACCUGUACCAGGUCACCUCCGGUACCGACGUCUCCAGCUAUAAGCUGCUGCGGGCGAUGCAGAAGUUCGACGGCAGCGGGUUCGGCGGCGAGUUCAUGCACCACUGGACCACCGCCGACGGCCGGCCGGGCCCCACCGUGCACCUGGCCUCGCACAGGACGGCGUUCGGCUUCAACGAGACGUUGGAGGGCGCCGAGCUGCUGGUGAUUACAGACGCGGGCCUGGGACUGGUGGUGACGCUGCUGAACCGUGGCCACAGCGCCGUCACCGUCAAUCUCGUGCUGGCCAAGGCGCCCCACUACCGCUUCGUCAGCCUCAGCGAGUUCGGCAAGCAGACUAGCGUGCGCCGGUCCGAGGACGCCCUGGUGGAGCACCGCACGUCGGUACCGCUGGCGCCCGGCCAGACGAGGUCGGUGAUCUUGCCCGUGCAGCCACGGAUCACCGGAGACGUCAACAUCACGCUCUACACCGAACACCAGGGCGUCAAGGACAUCUUGUUCAAGACCGUCCACGUCAGGCUGCCCGGGGUGCCAAUGGAGCACCACACGGCAUUCCUGUCGGACGUGUCCUCGUAUGACCUCGGCCUGUCCCCUCAGCUGCCCGGGGUGCCGAUGGAGCACCACACGGCAUUCCUGUCGGAUGUGUCGUCUCGGUCGCACGCCUACACGUUCAUGGACCGGUCGCUGCUCGACACUGAGGUUCUUGCCAGCGCCGCCAGAUGGCUCGUCGGUGCCCAGUUUGAGUCGGGCCUGUUUCGCGAGCGCACUAUGGCCGCAGAUCAGCGCUUCAACGACACCGGUGACGUCAUGCUGACGUCGCACGCCUUGCUGGCACUGGCUGCAGUGGCCAAGGCGGCGGAGAAGACAGAUUCGCCAGACGACGGAAAGGCCGGCGCCGAAGAGGAGGCGCUGGAUGUCCCUGGCCUGGAGGCUGCCCAGUCCUCAGCCGCCGAGCUGCUGGCGGUGCGGCUGCAGGACGGCCUGUCGCCCCUGCAGGCCGCCAUGGCCGCGCUGGCGCUGGUUGGCCGCGGCGGCCGGCCAGCCGUCGACGCCCAGCGCCUGCUCUCGCGUAAAAUGCAGGACGAUGGCGAGUUCUCCUACUGGAGCUGGGAGCCGCUGCCGCUGCCCGCCUACCGCGUCAACGAACACGUGCCCUACCUGCAGCCGCGCCGCACGCUCACCAACGAGUCGGAGAACGUGCUGGCCACGGCUGUGGCGCUGCGGGCCUACCUGGCGGUCGGCCAGCACCGCACCAAGUCCACAGUCAACUGGCUGCAGGCGCGGCGCCGCGACGACUUCGGCUGGCUGGGACGCAUGUACUCGGCGGCGCGCGACGUGCGCCGCCAGACAGACAUCCAGCUGGACGUGGAGGGUGCCGACGGCCGGGGCGGCCUGCACACGGCCGCAGAGACAGCCGGCAGUCGGCAGGAGCUCGAGGUGGCUGACCCGAGUGACGGCCUGAAGCUGCACCUCACCGGCUCGGGUCAGGCUGUGACUCAGCUGAGCGUGCAGUACCGGGUACCCCGGUUAGAGGAGGCGGGCCCGUUCGCACUGAACGUGGACGCCGGCCACCACAGCCCCAACGGCUCCCACGUGACCAUCGGACUCUGUUACGUGCACAGCGGCCUGGUGCCCGGUCUCGUGUCGGCAGAGCUCACCAAGCAGCACCAGCUGGCGCUCGUCUACAGCUCGCUGACGGACGAGUCAGUGUGCGCUCGGCUGACGGUGGUGCGCUGGUUCGCCGUGGCCAACACGUCGCGUGCCCUCUCUGCCACCGUCUACCAGCUGCACCAGCCAGAGCACCGCACGAGCACCAUGUUCGACGUGUCGGAGCUGUCGCGGUACGGCCUCUGCGACCUGUGCGGCAGCUACCACUUCCUGGCGCUUCAAGGUCUCUGCCACACGCUCACAGGCACUGGCAAGAGGUGUCUGUAG
Messenger RNA from Pollicipes pollicipes, 3924 nucleotides. RefSeq lists its product as uncharacterized. NCBI's taxonomy places the organism in Eukaryota, Metazoa, Arthropoda, Thecostraca, Pollicipedomorpha, Pollicipedidae. The record is from RefSeq and is a predicted model, not a curated record. Gene Ontology annotation, cellular component: extracellular region. Gene Ontology annotation, molecular function: endopeptidase inhibitor activity.